AUGGUAAGUUUCAGUUCGUUUUGUUUUUGGUUUAAAUUUGGUAUUGAACUACUACAACAUGCUUUUUGUUACAAUGGGCCAAGAUUCUUUUUUCAUUUGUGGACUCUAGAAUUAAUUUUAACUUUUUAAUGUCAUUUUAGACGAAUCCUCGUCUAGACACGUCUCUAGACUUGAUGAGACGUCUGCCGCCGCAGAAAUGCAGCAAACAUGUUACGGAUGUUGUUUCACUUGCUCCGGAUCUCUGUAGCGACAUUCUGUCUAUGGUCGAUCAACCUUUACAGGUGGCCAAGGAUAAAGAAACUGGCCGCGAAUACUUGCUGUGUGAUUACAACCGUGAUAUGGACAGCUAUCGAUCUCCAUGGUCUAAUGCUUACGAUCCUCCACUGGAUGAAGCGAUUUAUCCUGGAGAGGAGCUGAGAAAGAUGGAAAUUGAAGCAAAUGCAUUGUUUCAAGCCUAUGUAGAUAUGUAAGUUUUUGUUUGUUUAGUUUUAUUAUAUUUUAGGUAAUGUAUUGAAAGGAUACGUGAGAGAAUAUUGUCAACUCUAUUUUUUGAUACAACUUUUUUACGUGUAGUUACAAACUAAAAGUCUUUAAAUAUUUUUGAAAAUUUAUGCUGUCGGCUAAUAUAAUACAAAAUUAUGAUAUUUUAAUGUUACAGUUGUUAUAAUAACUUUUUUUUAUAAUAAGUUAUUUUUAGGUAUUUUGAAGGUGGAGUUUCGAGUGUUUAUUUCUGGGAGGUUGAUCAAAGCAUUGCUGGCGUUUUCUUGAUCAAGAAAAAGAACGAAGGAUUAAAAGGUGUACAUGGAUGUUGGGAUUCCAUUCAUGUUAUCGAGUACAAAGUCAGUUUGAGAUUAAGAACUUUAAAUAGCUUUUUUCGGCCACAAGUUUCAGUUUUUUGCUUAUGUUGUGGUCUUGAAAGGCAAAAAAAUAUAGUUUCUUGAAAUAAUAUAAUUCCUGUUGUUUUAGCCUCAAAAGCACGUCAAGUACAAGCUGACGAGCACCGUCAUCUUGUGGCUUCAGACCGAAAACGACGGUGUGGGAGAGAUGAGUGUGGGCGGUUCGAUGACACGCCAGAAUGAGAGCGAUGUUGUCGUGGAUGACCAAAACUCGCAUUUGGCUAAUAUUGGACGCUUGAUCGAGGACAACGAGAACAAGAUGCGAUCUCUUCUAAAUGACAUUUAUUUUGGCAAAACUCGUGAGGUCGUGGGCUCGCUACGCACUAUCGAUUCGGCGACAGAGCUGGGAUUGAAGGAGAAGCUUGCCGAAGAAUUGAGAGAUGCGAUCCAGAACAACAGCUCUAAAGUCUAAGCGCCUUUUUGUGUACUUCUGCCUGUAAUUUGUCUUAGCUUUCACAUAGCCUAAUUUUAUAACUUGAUCUGUAUUUAAGGACUAAGCUCGUAUAAUAAAUAAUUGCCAAUGAAGUUUAAAGAGUUGUGGAUUCGCGUGAUUAACCGUUUGUUUGCGGAGUGAUAUCUGAACAACGCGGAGUGAUACUUUAAUACUUUUAAGAGUUUGUGAAUGUUUUACGUAAUCUCUACUAUUAUUUACAGAAUUCUAUUUUGAAAAUGUCCGCCUGGAGAGCUGCUGGUCUCACUUACCUCCGCUACAGUCAAGUCGCCGCUUCAGUGGUGAGAAAGUGCGUUAAGCCACCACAAACUGGACGUGCUCCAGCCCCGCCAGCCGAGGCCACGUUGAAGCUAACAUUCUGGGAGAACGGCAAACCAAAAACUGCGGCUUAA
Molecule: messenger RNA, 1739 nt
Organism: Bursaphelenchus okinawaensis
Lineage: Eukaryota; Metazoa; Nematoda; Chromadorea; Rhabditida; Aphelenchoididae
Source: the annotation of a GenBank genome assembly